UAAUAUAUAGUCUCAGUGAUUUUAUCACAUAUUACGACACAAGCCAACGAAUAUGUUAUAGGCGAAUUAUAUCGAUCUUACGCAUUGAUAAAUCUCAAGAUAGAUGUAUCAAGAUCGAACGUAUUCUUAAAUUUAAUUCAUUGCCUCCUAUGCUCAAAUCCCAACAAAGAAAAAUUGCUUCUCAUAAAGGAUAUCUGUGGAUGACUGAUGAAAUGCUUGUCAUAAAUCCUGCAAAGAUUAAAUCCAAAGUUGAUAUUUGGUUAAUUGAUGUUAACAAGCCUAAUAACUAUCAAUACGUUAUAUCUGAAAUUGUUCCAUUUCGUAUUGCAUAUCACGCCAUCGGUGGCCUCUACUUACAAAUUGGUAAUAUGAAACAAAUGCUUCGUCAAAAGCUUAAAAAUCACUUUCUUCUUAGUUUUAUCCCAUUCGUAGCAACGAGUGAUGAAGUACUCCAACCACUUAUUAAUGAUAUUCAGGAUCUCGAACGUGAAUACGAAUUGAAAAUCGGUGUCAUUACUAGUGACUUACUGGAAGGUAAUGAACAGGCGGGAGUAAAGAAUCACAAUGCACAUCAUGGAUGCCGUAACUGUAUGAUUCAUCAUAGUAAAUUGAAUAAUGUUAGUUUUGAUACUGCGAGACAUAGUCGUUAUCAUCACAAAACCACAUUGCAAUUUUCUACCAUAAGGAAAGUUCAGACUCAAGCACAACGUGAUGCACUUGCUAUGCAAUACGGUAUACAAGAAAAUCCCUGUCUUUGA
Messenger RNA from Funneliformis mosseae, 758 nucleotides. The record is from the annotation of a GenBank genome assembly. NCBI's taxonomy places the organism in Eukaryota, Fungi, Glomeromycota, Glomeromycetes, Glomerales, Glomeraceae.